This is a messenger RNA of Suillus bovinus, 1822 nucleotides long. RefSeq lists its product as uncharacterized. NCBI's taxonomy places the organism in Eukaryota, Fungi, Basidiomycota, Agaricomycetes, Boletales, Suillaceae. The coding region runs from base 1 to 1353 and encodes 450 amino acids. The transcript is spliced from 5 exons. The record is from RefSeq and is a predicted model, not a curated record.
AUGUCCCCUCCACAGCGGGUCAGGGAUUCUGUCAAAGAUUUGGGCAAGGUCUUCGCAGUUCGUUUGAGGCGCCCCAAAAAGAACGAACCCAGACAACGCAGCUUGAUAACCACCGAUAAUGAUAACGAUGGCUCCAUCCAUGCACAAAUACCUGAUGCCUUUUCCUUUCCUUCAACGCUACUCCACUCUGCAAGCAGCAGAGAAUCAGGCCUCGAAUUCCCCACCAAUGUUCCAUUUGCUAGAUACUCUGAGAAUGUAUCAUUUGCUCGCCAAGCUUCCGAUAUGGCUCAGCUAGCAUUACCCUUGGUACAGAAUAUUGCAAGUGCAAUUCCACUUGUCGGUGCUCCGAUGCAAGCGGCUAUUAGUGGAUUGUUGACAGGCCUUCAAGCUAUAGAUUGGUCGUCCCAAAUGCAAAGUCAACGUGACAUAUGCGAAAUGCUGGUAAUUAUGCAGAAGGAGCGGGAGGAUCGUCAGAACUUCCUGAUGACGAUUGAAAGCCUGGUCAUUCGUGGGCAGUCAUAUGUAGGGCCGACCGCAACGCAAUCAAUCGGAACUGCUAUACGUGGUUGUGUGACACUCAUAGAUGCAACAGGCCACCAAUAUCCAAUACCAGUUGACUUCUGCACCUCAUUUGAGCAAUUCAAUGAGAUGCUCAAAGUUCUGUUUAAACGCAACUCGAUCGAAGCUCAAAUCCAGAAACAGUAUAUGGAAAGCGGACAAUACGAUUUGUGCAUUGACGAGGGCACGCAAGUGACUCAACUUACAAGUAAUGAAUGGCCAAGCCUUGAAGUGGGCACGAAGGUUGUUAUGAGGGUCAUCAUUCAACAGCAGAAGUCAUCAUCCUAUUCUGUUUCCUACGAAUGUUUUUGUGGCAUGGUGAAUUCGCUUGAGCAACAUGCUAAUUCCUCGUUUGAUUGUCGAAAGUGUGGUCGACUGUUUCAGAGUUCUCGUGCAUCUUACAGCGAAAAGCAUAGUUCUGGUACUCGAUCGUCUAACAUUGACAUCAAUCGGACAACUGACGUAGGGAGGGACCUUAUCCGCAACGUUCACGUCCAACAAAUUGAAUUUCCAAAGCCUCUUCUUCAGCGGUCUUACACUCCUGGCGAUGCAUUUCUGUUUUGGUGGGGGCUCUGCAUAGUGAUGUGCAUGGCCCGGCUUCAAGCCGUGAGCCGGCCAAAGCCGGCUCUAGUUAGGCCGAGCCAAGCCGGGUCAAACUCAUGGCUUGACCACGGCCUAGGGCCCGUCUUUGGAUGUUUGAAAGCCGGCGCCGACUCAAGCCGUAGCUUUUACUCCUCCAGAUGUGGUGCUAUACUAAUCAAACCUCUACAUCUACUUUUGUUUAACGCCUACUAAUCUUCUGCGAAUCUCAAGCACGUCCAAGACGUCCGAUGGAAUAGAGGCCUGAGAGCAGUCUUAGCCAAAAGGAGCAUCAGAGCACGACAUGUCUGACAUCGGCUCGUGCUCGUUGUCUUUGGGGGUCACUAAGUACUGGACAAACCUUAAUAAUCUCCGAGACUGGAGGGAAGACGUCUCGCCGGUCGAGACACCACUCUAGGAAAGGAGGGACCCGACACAUCUCUCACACCACAUCAUUCCCCCUGUACGAACUCAGCGUCGGCAUUCGCCCGACAACAUGCUGGCGGAGUACUUGUUUACCAUUGAUAAUACGCCAGCCAUACAUAUACAUACGUUAGUUUAAGCGGGAGUAAGCCCCCUGCGAAUAGGGCUAUGUGUCAACGACCCCAAUGGACAAUAAAAUUGACUUGAAAAAAAUAAAAAUAAAAAAGUACUGGACAAAAAUAAAUUACGACUCGAGUUGACC